Molecule: messenger RNA, 1622 nt
Organism: Rubroshorea leprosula
Lineage: Eukaryota; Viridiplantae; Streptophyta; Magnoliopsida; Malvales; Dipterocarpaceae
Source: the annotation of a GenBank genome assembly
CUUCUUUCUAGUCCCCAAGAAAUUGGGUAAGCCCAAAUGUUACCUGCAUGGGCUACUACGGCCUCCAAGCAGACGCACUUGAAGAGCAAGACGCCAGUAUGCCAGCACCUUACCCUCCUCCAAAGUCUUGGCUCAAAGCUUCACACACCGGCGACAGUCAUCGCCGGAAUUCAUCAACCAGGUAUGGGUUAUGGUUCUCCAACAUUAUCCAGUUGUAAAAUGGUGCUUUUGCCUCCCAGAGUAGGGUUCUCCGUGGUUUCAUGCUGUUCAAGAUCAGAAUUUCCAAAACAUAACCUUCAUGGAGGAAUUAGCUUUCUUGGUUCUUUCGAGCAAAGUAGCAGCCGACUCAAACUUCAAUCGGAGGCUAGAGUUCCAUCAUGGAAGUUGCGUCGAUCAUAUGGAUUGGUUGUUAGGAGUGAAUAUCCUCAGAAUGCAGAUUUUCCUCAGCACUAUUCAAGAAAGGAGAAGAAGCCCUUCCCCAAACCUGUACUGGAGCUAAGGCGAGCUGCCAGGGAGAGGGCCAAGAAGAGUAAAGGACAACCUAAGAAACCGUUUCCACCUCCAAAAAAUGGGUUGGUUGUUCAAAGCCUGGUACCAAUUGCCUAUGAUGUAUUGAAUGCAAGGGUUACAUUAAUUAAUAAUCUGAAGAAGCUGUUGAAAGUGGUGAAGGUUCAUGCUUGCAGUUAUUGCAAUGAAAUUCAUGUUGGGCCUGUUGGACAUCCAUUCAAAUCAUGUAGGGGCCAAAAUGCUUCUAUCCGCAAGGGCCUCCAUGAAUGGACAAACGCAGUCGUUGAAGAUGUACUCCUUCCAGUUGAUGCCUACCAUCUCUAUGAUCGUCUUCAAAAGCGUAUUCGUCAUGAUGAGAGAUUCUCAAUCCCUCGGAUUCCAGCAGUAGUUGAGUUGUGCAUCCAAGCUGGUGUCGAUUUUCCUGAAUUUCCCACAAAGAGGAGAAGGAAACCCAUUAUUUAUAUUAGUAAAAGUGAAUUCGUUGAUGGAGAUGAAAGUGAAAUGCCUGACCCUCUCCCAGAAGCUCCCAUGAAACCAAUAUUAGCUGAAAUACCUGAUUCAGAAAUUAUUCCCCCUUGUAACGAAGAAGAAACAAUCUUACUAGCCGAGGAAACACUUGAAGCAUGGGAGAAGAUGAGGAAAGGAGCCAAAAAGCUAAUGAGGAUGUACCCGGUGCGGGUUUGUGGAUAUUGCCCGGAGGUGCAUGUGGGUGCGUCUGGACACAAAGCUCAGAACUGUGGAGCUCACAAGCACCAACAACGAAACGGACAACAUGGUUGGCAGGCGGCAGUGCUCGAUGACUUGAUUCCUCCGAGAUAUGUCUGGCAUGUUCCUGAUGUGAAUGGAGCACCAUUGCAACGGGAGCUGAAUAGCUUCUAUGGACAAGCCCCAGCCCUGGUAGAAAUUUGUGUGCAGGCUGGGGCUACAGUGCCAGAUCAAUAUAAACCAACAAUGAGAUUAGAUAUUGGGAUCCCAACCAACGUUAAAGAAGCUGAAAUGGUGGUAUGAUGUUUUACUCCCCUUGUCCCAUGUAUUCUUCACCUUGUAAGCUGUAAACAGUAGUGAAGUUCAUUUGAAUUUCACAUUGAAAUACAAAAGAAACAAGUUUUGGUAAA